Messenger RNA from Amoebophrya sp. A25, 181 nucleotides. The record is from the annotation of a GenBank genome assembly. Lineage: Eukaryota; Dinophyceae; Syndiniales; Amoebophryaceae.
CAAGAAGUUGCAAGUACUUCCGACGACGUGGACGACAAAACCCAAUGUAGUCAACUACAAAUAAGCGCCAAGAAGAAAGUAGAUCUCGAUGAAGAAGAGGAAGAAGAUAUUGCUGAUGCUAGUAAAGAUAAUGGAGGUCAUGUUCAUGUAGCAGGUGGAGUGCCUGUACAACCAUUGCAAG